This is a messenger RNA of Cuscuta epithymum, 5649 nucleotides long. Lineage: Eukaryota; Viridiplantae; Streptophyta; Magnoliopsida; Solanales; Convolvulaceae. The record is from the annotation of a GenBank genome assembly.
ACACAUUUAUACAUAUACUCCGUCUCAUUACUAUAUCGUGUUGGAUUAAACUCAACACUGACGCUGUCUGUGGGAAUCAGUUCAAAAAGUUUAGCGUGUUCUUGAUUUUUCGUAGAAAAAUCAUACUCCCUCCGUAACAUUCAUAUCUUCCCACUUUCCCUUUUUGGACGUAACAUUUAUAUCUUCCCGUUUCUAAAUCUUCCCAUCAUACCCUCAAUAAUUUAAAAAAUAAUACACUACCACACCUACUUUUUUUGGAUUUAUCCUUCAUUCCAUCACAUUAUUUCACCAUCUUCCCAUCAUACCCUCAAUAAUUCAUACCCCAUUUCACUAUUCUUAAUCUCACCCACUUUGGAAGUGGGAAGAUAUAUGUGAUACGGAGGGAGUACUAAAUAAACUGAUUUCAACAAGAAGAUUCUGGGAACAAAAGAAAUUCUAAAAAUAAACAAUGACUCUGGGAAGUAACGAAGCUACGAAGUCUGGGAGUUUAAAUCACAAUUUCCCAGAUCUGGGUUGGGGCCGCCGGAGCAGCCGGAGCCAUCCCCAACUGCCGUGGACCCUCUUGGUGUUCGUCUGCCCCGAACGAAGCCUGCUGUUGCGCCCCAGAUCCCUUAACACUUGCAACACGGUCACAGCUGGCUCCACCGGCCACGGUUUGAGCCGCUCGUCCUCUCAAUCAGGAUGGAAAGAUUCUGGUUUAGUUCCGCACCUAGCAUCCACUCGCCGGAACUGAGGGAGCCUCCUAAAAAGAUGUGGGGCCAACUGAUUGCUUAAGUUGACUAAAUCAAAUUUACAAAAGGGGAGAAGAUCUGACUUCAUGAGCCUCCUGACCGAACGUCCCCAUUUUUUAAAGCUAAGUACCCAUAUUCUAAAUUGGUACAUCUAAUUGUUAACAACUUAAGAUAUUAGUACUGCUAAUAUUUUCAUCAUCAUUAUUUAUUAGGGAUAAAAUGUCCCGAAAUAAAUAAUGCCGAGCGAAGCUUGGGGAUGAGCUUCCACCGGCAUUUUGAUUUAUUAAUUAGGGGACGAGCCGAGCCGAGGGUCAUCGCACCCGGAGGCUGACGGUCACACUCGGAAGAGCCCCAAAUAAAAAAAAAUUGUGCACAUAUACAUGUUGUCUGGCCAUUUGGCCGCGUUACUAUGUUCAUUGUGCAGACAAAGAUCAUAAUCGGGACGACCGAUAAGAGAUGAUGCUCAAAAUGAAUCUUGGGCCAAGGGCUCUGAGACGAGCAUCUUCCACCUCAGGUGCCAAGGGUCGUGGACGAUCAUCUCCUCCCCAGAGGCCGAGCAUCUAAAGAAGACCAUCAAAGGCCAAGGGCCCGAAGACGAUCAUCUAUCGUCCAGUGGCCUAGGCCCGGGGACGAGCAUCCUCCACCCCAGAAGCCGAUGAUCUAUAGAAAACCAUCAAAGGCCAAGGGCUUGGAGGCCAAAGCCCGGGGACGAACAUCUUUCAUGCCGGAGGCUGAGGAUCUAAAGAAGACCAUCAAAGGCAAAGGGCUUGGAGACGAGCAUCUUUCACCCCGGAUGCCGAGGGCCCGAGGACGAUCAUCUAUCGUCCAGUGGCCUAGGCCCGGGGACGAGCAUCCUCCACCCCAGAAGCCGAGGAUCUAUAGAAAACCAUCAAAAGCCAAGGGCUUGGAGGCCAAAGCCCAGGGACGAACUUCUUUCACGCCGGAGGCCGAGGGUCGGGAGACGAGCUUCUCCACCCUAGAGGCCGAGGGCUUUGAGACGCGCAACACAUCCUGAGACCGGGCAUGCCCAGGCUGAGCAUGUUGAGGUAGAAAUGUCCCAAGGAGACCCAACCUAACAUCUGGAGGUCGAACGUCUCUAGGAAUAGGCCGAGGAUUGUCGCUGUAUGACGACUCCGAGAGCUGCAACCGGGGUCAUACAUCAAAAGCAAAGACAUAUCUAGGCCGAGUUCUUAAGGGUCGAACGUCCAAAAGAAGUCGGGUCGGGCAUCCGUGGGCCGAGCGCCCCAACCCUCACACCAAGGCCAAGGCAUUGUUAAGCCUUUGCUCCGAAAGCCGAGGCCAUGCAUAAGGAAGGCAGAGGAAGAGCGUAGACAAGAGUAUACUUUCUCGAGCAGAUUCGCGCGCUGACUACUCAAGAAACUGGGGGACUUGUGUUGAGAUAUAUUAUCUCGGUCCGUUACUGUUCAGGAGCCCAAGACUGUACGUAGUAUGGAACCCGAUCGGCGAGGCCUAUUUCCAGCCUAUCGGGCCUAUUUCGGCCUUUGGGCCCAUUUUGGGCUUACUUGGCCCAUUAGGGUAGACUUAUCCCCCAUCCCAUUUUACCUAUAAAUAUAAGGCUUUCCCUCCAUGUUAUGGGCUUUUUUCGCUUCUUCCCCAACUCAUUCCUUCUCUCUAGAAUAGUUUUGCAAGACUCCAUUAAUGGAGCUCAAAUUGUACUAUGUAAUGGUGAGGAUAGUCUAAUGAGAAUGAGAGGGUUUGGACAUUAGCCUAAAAAGUCUCGUGGUUUUCUCCCUUUCGGGCUUCCACAUAAAAACUGAGUUUGUUCAUACACAUUUAUACAUAUAUUUACUAUAUCGUGUUGGAUUAAACUCAACAAUCCAAAAGAGAUCGAACUAAUAGGCAUGACAUGUACUCUAUUAAUCCACUCAAACAACGUAAUUAAUCAUAUUAAAGUUGGCCAGAAAUUAACUUUAUCAAUUAAGCGAAUAAGAACAAUGGAUAAAACUCAAUCAAUUAACAUAACUAUAAUCACAAUUCAUACUAAAUCAUAGCAACAUCAUCAUAAUUCAGGACUUAAGAAUUUAGCUACUCAUCAAAAUGGUUGAUUAAAACGGCGAGUGAAACAGAAUUCAUCCCAACCAUGCAUGUUAAUCAACAAAAAAAAGUAAUCGUGUUAUUAUGCUAAAAUCUGAACAUGCAAAUACUUAAUAAAUAGCAAAAGUUCAACAAAGCAACUAACUGGAAUGAGCGAAUAAUUUUUUUAGAUUACGGUAAACCCUUUAGCCGCAGAUUGGAAUGAGCGAAUAAUUUUUAGAUUACGGUAAACCCUUUAGCCGCAGAUGUGGCCCCAACCAGGGGCGGAUCCAGAAAGUUAAAAUGAGGUGGGCUAAAAUAAAACUUCGGCACACUCAUCCAUAUAUACUAAAAAUCUUAUAUAUUCAUUACUUAAAGACUUUAAUUGGGAUGAGGUAAAUAUUUUAAGGCACAUAUAUAAUAAAAUCUUAAGUGCAUUGACACGACUUCAAAAUAUAAAACUCAUCUAUAAGGAAUUCUCGAUUAAGUGAAUUUGUUAUUAUUUGUGUUAAAAACAAUUUUUUUUUAUCAUCAAACGGGUCUCUAUUCAUAUCAAAAGAUUCAGGAGCAUUACAUCAAACAAAAGGAAAAUAAAACUGACACCAACUGAAACUUCAAUAACUACGACUGUAACCCUAUGGUGAGACUUUGAGACGGUCACCCCUGAGAGAGCAACACGAAUCGCUAACCAUGUAAUGGGCUUGACACAGCCAAACCUAUUCCCAUAGAUCCAACACACUCAAUGACAUAAAGAGAGGCAAAAAACUCAAACAAACUGUCAAAACAAACAACAAAAGUGGACACAAGAAAACAAAUAACAAACAGAUAAAAACUACAAGAAAAGCGUUCACGAACUCUAGCACCUCGUACAUCCCAUGGUGGUGGUUCAGGAGGAGGUCUUAUCACCGGUACCAUGCUAAUUGAUACCCCGUGACCUUUGUCUGCCAAAGGCCAUGCAUCAAUCCUCCGUCCCUGCAUAACCAAACUCAUCCUUGCUUCAUGCAACCAGAGUAAACGGAUAGGCGGCGCCGAUCUUCUCCAACGACGACAGCAAUACAUCGUCCUCGAACCUUGACCACAACGCCGAUCUCCUCGAGCCAUGACAGCAAAUCCGCCCUUCGAGUAUGAAGCACAAACAACAUUCAUUCCAAAGGUGCCAUCGCAAUUCAUUCAAGCUGAUCAAGAUCAACUUCUGGAAGGCAAGGGUUACAUGCAAGAUACUGAAGAUCCUUCAACUCCACGACAUCAAAGAACAAGUUGCCAAGAAGACAUCGAAGGGGAGAUUACAAGGAUUCCUUCAAAAAGCCUUCUUAAGAAGCCGAGUUCAAGACGAAGACAAAGGAAGCUGAGUUGCACUGAAGUUCAAGAAAAAGAGGAACAACUGGACAAAUCUUAUCUACGCUCUCUUCUACAUUGCUGAAUCAACGCAAAGACAAAGAUAUCUGCGCUGCAAUGCUGAUUGAACACGAUUGAACACCAAGGGAGAGAUUGUUGGGAAUAUUUUAUGGUGUCCAAUCUAGUUAAAUAUAUUUGUAUUUGUGUAGUUAUUAUGUCUAGAUAUUUCUCUCCAUUGGGAUCUUUGUUAGCUAUCAUUAGACUAGCCUUAUUAGGAAAUAUUGUAAAGUGUGCUAUUGGGUCAACUAAGUAAAGAAGCCCAAUCAUGCUUAGGUCGCAUCAACACAUUCCCUAGGCAUAUAAAUAUUGCCUUUAAGGGAAUGUGCAGCAAGACUUCUCAUAUUAUUCACGCAUACUUCUAGUGAGAGAGAGAGAGAGAUCUCCGCACUGUGUAUUUCGAAUAUUGCUCUGUAUUAGAGAACAUCAUUCUGAUAUCGAAAACAUAGUUCUUCUCUUCUCUAUUUGAUGCUAUAUUGUUAUUUUGAUUGUUGAAUACAGGGACAAACAUAGACCAUAAAGGCAAGAGGUGCAAGCUUUUAUCGUGAGCCUACCCACGAUAGCUUUCCACCAUCUUUGGAAGUGAUCUUUCAUGACUAAGAGGUUUUUAAAUUCAGAUAUAUAUUAAAAAUGUUUUUUUUUCAUUCUUAACACAUGUUUUUUUUUAAAACAAGGCUCAAAGAUUCACGCCCAUGUUCCAGAUCAGUUUGUUGGGAAAUUUCACGCCCUAUUUAAGGAGGGUCGGAUCUUUGCAGUGAAAAAUUUUAUGGAUGAAGAAAACUUUAUGUUUUUCAAAACAACAACCAGUGCCUAUAGGCUCAAGUUUUUUAAAAAGAGUGAGGCCUUUGAGAUGAAAAUUCUUUUUCCUUUGAGGACAUUUUCAUUGGUGUCAUUUUCUACUUUACAUGCGCAAGACGCUAUUGAUGAUAGAGCGACAAUUGGUGGGCUUAUAGUAUUAAAGAAGUGGCAUAAAGUAUUCUGUUUAUUGUAUCAAAUGCUAACAAAUUAAUGGACAAUGCAAAUAUCAUUGGCCAUGUUAGCCAUGAUAAAGACCCUAAAACGAUCCUCAAGAACGAUCCUCCUAAGAAGCUGAUUGAGCUCAUCUUAGGAGACACAGAGUUGGUAAAACUUACUAUUAAACUGAUCCUUGGAUCAUACUAUUUGUUCAUUUUCCUAAUUAAAACAUGUUUUUCAAGGGGUAAUGUUGCUCACCUAAAAACCAACCACAACAAAACCUAUCGUUAUGCUUCUGCAAUGGUGCAGAGCAAGAAAAUAUCAAGGUGACCACUUUUUUGUUAAUUUUUAUGUGUUCACAUAUUCAUACUAACGGACAAACAAGGAUUAGGUCAAGUGCACGCAUCCAAUAUGUUUAAUACCACCAAAGUCAUUCUGAAUGGGUCGGAGGAAGUGUUCAAUGAUUUCAAGGCGAGGUAAACAUCGUUACAUUUUACAGUAUCCUGGAACCAAGACUAAUGUGAUGAUUGACGUGCCC